Talaromyces stipitatus ATCC 10500 is the source of this 513-nucleotide messenger RNA. Its product is annotated as retrovirus polyprotein, putative. The transcript has 2 exons. Bases 1 to 513 code for a protein of 170 amino acids. NCBI's taxonomy places the organism in Eukaryota, Fungi, Ascomycota, Eurotiomycetes, Eurotiales, Trichocomaceae. The record is from RefSeq and is a predicted model, not a curated record.
AUGGAAAAAGGAUUGUACGAAUGGGCAGUUACUCUAAUGGGACUGAAAAGAUUACCAACAGAAUUUGUACACUUCAUGACAUAUGUUUUGAUACAGUACCUUAACAAGUUCGUUGCAGUAUACUUCGACGACAUCAUUGUAUACUCAAAGGACCCAAACAAACAUGAAGGACAUGUACGGCAAGUUAUGACGACACUUAUGGAACCGACCCAUGACAGAACUCCUGAGAAAGGACGAAGAAUUGUAUGGAACGACAAACGACAAAAAGCAUUCGACAAGCUUAAACAACUAGUCACGAAAGCACUGAUUUUAGCACUGAAUGACCCAGAAAAACGAAAGAUUAUCAGACCAGAUGCAUCAGGAUAUGCACUCGGAAUUGCAUUUGAACAAGUGGGAAGCAACGGUAUUGUGCAAACUAUUGCCUUCUACUCAAGACAAUUCACCGCAGCAGAAAUGAACUACGACGUUCAUGACAGAGAACUACUCGCAAUAGUGGAAGCAUUCAAGCAAUAG